GAUUCUGGAGAUGCGCAAGGAGAAGAGCCGCGAUGCGGCCCGAUCUCGCCGCGGCAAGGAGAACCACGAGUUCUACGAACUGGCCAAGAUGCUCCCGCUCCCGGCCGCCAUCACUUCGCAACUAGACAAGGCCUCCAUCAUUCGACUGACCAUCAGCUACCUGAAGCUGCGCGAGUUUUCCCAGCUGGGCGACCCCUCCUGGAGCAAUGCCCUCAGCAGCCUCAAUGCGCUCAAGUGCAAAGCCAACACGAACGUGUUUGAGAGUCACCAAGGGACGCACAUUCUGCAGUCGCUGGACGGCUUUGCCUUUGCUCUCGGCCAGGACGGCCGCUUCCUCUACAUCUCCGAGACGGUUUCCAUCUACUUGGGCCUUAGUCAGGUGGAGAUGACAGGCUCAAGUAUCUUCGAUUACACUCACCAGCAGGACCACGCUGAGCUGGCAGAGCAGCUGGGCCUGAGCAGUCAAGUGGGCUCCAGUGGCAGCGGUCAUCACCCCCAUCACCCUCCUCAAGCUCACUCCUCGCAUUCAUCUCACUCCCAUCAUUCCCAUCACCACCACCACAGCACCUCGUCCCCUCUGCCACCGGGCAGCGUCUCCUCGUCUGCCUCCAACGAAUCGGACAGUACUAGCCAUCACCACCAGUACGGCAACGGAGUGGGCACCAUAUGCGUGUCCGGAGCGGGUGACACCCUGGAGCGGCAGUUCUGCAUGCGCAUGAAGUCGACGCUGACCAAAAGAGGGUGUCAGCACUUCAAGUCCAGUGGAUAUCGGUCCUCCUCGGCGACCUCCACCUCCUCAUCCUCUGCUGCCUCUGCCUCUGCGAACACCAAAAUCAUCGGUCUGGUGGCCAUUGCCAUUGCCCUGCCGCCGCCCUCCAUCAAUGAGCUCCGCCUGGAGCCAGACAUGUUCGUCACCAGGCACAGCUUGGACUUUAAGAUUAUCCACUGCGAACAGAGAGUGACCGAUCUGCUGAACUACAGUCCGGAUGAACUAGUCGGCCGGAGCAUCUACUCGCUGAUUCACGGCCAGGACGUGGUCCUCCUCAAGAAGUGCCACCUCGACUUGAUCCACAAGGGCCAGGCCAUGUCGGGCUACUACCGAGUGGUGAACAAGACCGGUGGCUACACNAGCAGCAAUUCACCGGCCAGUGCCGCCAAUGUCAAUGGAGCGGCCAAGGCGGCGGCAGCGGCUGCUGCUGCUGGCACUUCUAAUGCUGGUGGCAGGGCAACUCCCGUUUCUUGUUCAGGUGGUGGUGCCAGCACGCCUAUUCCCGGCAAUGCGACGCCCAAUUCGGUGGCAGGAGGAAAUGGUGGCAGUAGUGGUGGUGGUAGUGGUGCUCACGAUGACCAAGAUCAAAGUGUGAUCUGCGUCAAUUACGUGCUAAGUGCAAUCGAGUACACGAACGUCAUCAUGGACGCCUGUCAGCUGGGCAGUGGCAAGCUGGCGAUGCUCAGCCAUGCAGCUGGACCACUGAGCAGCUGCACCACCUCCAAUUCAUCCUCUUCCAAUUCCAACUCGUCCUCAUCAGUGUCCACAAAUCGUGCCAGUAGUCCGGGCAAGGCUGCACACGGCUUGUCGGCUAGGUCUGCGGCACUGCAGCUGAAGAAGCAACAACAACAACAGCAACAGCAGCAAUCCCAUCACAGCUCGAGCACUCCUUCUCCAGAAAGGAAACUGCAGCUGAACAGCUCGCCCUCUCACCAGCACAGCAGUGCCAACAACAACAACAACUCUCGAAGUCCUCGAAUAGUGCAACAGCAGUGUCACUCGCCACUGGACCACCGGCUAGGGCCCGAACAGCAGCAGGGCAAUCCAAACAGCAAUGGCAGUGGUCACCUGAAGCGACGUCGUCUCAACUCUAGUCCA
Molecule: messenger RNA, 1867 nt
Organism: Rhagoletis zephyria (snowberry fruit fly)
Lineage: Eukaryota; Metazoa; Arthropoda; Insecta; Diptera; Tephritidae
Source: RefSeq, a predicted model, not a curated record